Messenger RNA from Salpingoeca rosetta, 1697 nucleotides. RefSeq lists its product as uncharacterized. Bases 38 to 1588 code for a protein of 516 amino acids. Lineage: Eukaryota; Choanoflagellata; Craspedida; Salpingoecidae. The transcript has 2 exons. The record is from RefSeq and is a predicted model, not a curated record.
CACCGCCUUGCUCUUCUUUGUUUGUGAGUGCAAGCACAUGAACCACACAAUGCGCUCGCGCCGACGGACGAAAGGGAAAGGGCACGAGGCGCCUACCACUUCUGACACUGCCACUACUGCCUCUGCCACCACUGUUGCCGCUACAGCCAAACCCAACAACAACGACAGUGACAACACCAAGAUGGACGAGCUGGGAAACCCGGGCGGAAAGCUGGUGCUGCUGCCUGCGCUGGCGCCCCUGGUGACGUACGGCACCAUCACGCUGUCGCUGGCGUUUGGCCUCCUGUGCGCUUGGCUGGAAGGAAACGCAAGUGUGGCCACGUUUGUGCUCGCCACCAUGUUUGUCUGGGGGGUCGUCUCCCUCGUCGUCACCCACAUGGUCAAGCACCCACCGUUCCGCGUGUACCAAGGGCCAACCCACGAUCUGCUCACGUCCGAAGUGCGCGGCGCGGCCCAGAUCGUCUGGGGCGGCAUCAAGACAGACCCAAAGGCCGACUUUGGCAUCGAGUACGAGGAUGUCAUCGUCCCCGUCCUGGACAUGGACACGCUCCAGCCGACCCACGCCUACCUCAGGGGCUGGUACGUUCCGCCAACCGCCCGCGAUCUCUGGCGCCCUGACAACAGCUCCAACGACGACCACGGCGACGACCACGGCGACGACCACGGCGACGACCACGGCGAAAACACGGGCAGCAGCGACAGUAGUAAGGGCGACGGUAGCAAAGGCGACGGCAGCAAACGCGGCGGCAACAGCCAAGACGACAAGGGCCAGGAUCGCACGCAGCAAGGCAGCAAGCAGCUGGCACAGGAUGUUCAUGCAGAUGGGGGCGAUGCACACCGGCGGCGUCGUGCAGCCGAGAGCACGACGGCCGUGAUCAUGGUGCACGGCGCAGGGCGCGAUCGGCGUGCGUUUCUGCGGCAUGCGCGAGACCUCCACCACAAGGGCUACACGCUGCUGCUGUGCGAUUUGCGGGAGCACGGCCUCAGCUUCGGGGAGGGGCACGGCAUCAACUACGGCCCGCGCGAGUGCGACGACGUGUGCAGCAUGGCGCACUGGCUGCGCGAGGACCAAGGCCACAAGGCAGUGGUGGUGUGCGGCACGUCAACGGGCGCGUCGGCGGGGAUUAUGGCGGCCGCACGCGUGCGCGACCCGGCGUCAAGCAUGUACAUCAACGCUGUCAUCGCCGAGAACCCGUUUGCGUCCCGCCGCGAGCUCUUUCGCGUCAUUGCCCGGCAGUACUUCCGCCUGCCCGGCUACUUGGACGUGCUGCUCCUGCCAUAUCGCCUCGCGCUCGUGGCCAUCAUGUACUUUGUUGUGUCCCUGCGCGACCCGAGCUUCCGCCGCGAGCCCGUCGACUGCGUGUACGACAUUGCGCCCCGCCCCUUGCUGCUCAUGCACAGCCGGGCAGACACGACUGUGCCCGUGUGGCACACGCAGGAGCUGUAUAUUGAAGCGCGCGACCCAAAGGGGCUGUGGAUUGUGGACAACGGCGGCCACGCUGCUCUCUACAACCACUACCCAGACGAGUGGAUGGAAAAGGUUUCGACGUUCCUGUCUCAAGUGGAGCGCGUCGUUCACUGCAUGUGAGCAUCUCAGCAGCUUGGUACCGUACCACCUCAGCGAAGAGCCAACACACACACGCACACACACACACACACACACACACACACACACACACACACACACACACACACAC